Messenger RNA from Scleropages formosus (Asian bonytongue), 3078 nucleotides. RefSeq names its product dnaJ homolog subfamily C member 7-like. Lineage: Eukaryota; Metazoa; Chordata; Actinopteri; Osteoglossiformes; Osteoglossidae. Bases 129 to 1613 code for a protein of 494 amino acids. The transcript is spliced from 14 exons. Gene Ontology annotation, molecular function: protein binding. The record is from RefSeq and is a predicted model, not a curated record.
UAUUAUUAUUAUUAUUAUUAUUAUUAGUGUUGUUGUUAUUAUUAUUAUUAUGCUCCUGUUCUUGUUGCGAUAUUCCUUUUCAGGGGUUUCCCGGAAGUGUCGCCGUUCCUUCCGCCCGCCGCGCGGACAUGGCUGCUGUUGAUACCGAGGUGCCGAUGGAGUCGGAGCUGCAAGUGGUGACGGAGAAGGACAUGGAGAGGGAAGCAGAAUGCUUCAAGGAACAAGGGAAUGCCUUUUAUAAUAAGAAGGAUUACUAUGAAGCUUUUAACUACUACACAAAAGCCAUAGAUGCAUGCCCUAAGAACGCCAGUUACUAUGGAAACAGAGCUGCCACCCUGAUGAUGUUAAACCGAUACAGAGAGGCACUGGAGGACUCCCAGCAGGCUGUGCGGUUGGAUGACUGCUUUAUGAAGGGGCAUCUGCGAGAGGGGAAGUGCCACUUGUCCUUGGGCAACGCCAUGGCUGCCAGUCGCUGUUUCCAGAAAGUUCUCCAGUUGGAGCCUGACAAUGGCCAGGCACAGCAGGAGCAUAAGAACGCCGAAGCUGUUUUGCAAUACGAGAAGAUGGCAGAGUUGGAUUUUGAAAAGAGAGAUUUUCGGAAGGUUGUCUACUGUAUGGACCGUGCCUUGGAGUUCGCGUCUGCCUGUCAUCGCUUCAAGAUCCUUAAGGCGGAAUGCCUGGCAUUGAUAGGGCGCUACCCUGAAGCUCAAUCUGUGGCCAGCGACAUUCUGCGGGUGGACUCGACGAAUGCGGACGCCUUGUAUGUGCGUGGCCUGUGCCUCUACUAUGAGGACUGCAUUGACAAAGCGGUGCAGUUCUUUGUGCAGGCCCUGCGCAUGGCUCCUGACCACAAGAAGGCCCGGCUUGCCUGCAGGAAUGCCAAAGCCCUGAAGGCCAAGAAGGAGGAGGGAAACCAAGCAUUCAAGGAGGGGAACUACGAGUCUGCCUAUGAGCUGUACUCCGAGGCACUGACAAUAGACUCCAACAACAUCAAGACCAACGCCAAGCUUUACUGCAAUAGGGCCACGGUGGGCUCCAAGCUGAAGAAAAUCGAGCAAGCCAUUGAAGAUUGCACCAACGCCAUUAAGCUGGAUGAGACAUAUAUAAAGGCCUACCUGCGGAGGGCGCAGUGUUACAUGGACACAGAAAGCUACGAGGAAGCUGUGCGUGACUAUGAAAAGGUGUAUCAGACAGAGAAGACAAAGGAACACAAACAUCUCCUAAAAAAUGCCCAGCUGGAGCUGAAGAAGAGCAAACGGAAAGAUUAUUACAAGGUGUUGGGUGUGGGCAAGAAUGCCACAGAGGACGAGAUCAAGAAGGCCUACCGCAAAAGGGCUCUUAUGCACCACCCAGAUCGCCACAGUGCAGCCACUCCUGAAGUGCAGAAGGAGGAGGAGAAGAAGUUCAAGGAGGUGGGUGAGGCCUUCACUGUGCUGUCCGACCCCAAGAAAAAGUCAAGAUAUGACAGCGGCCAUGACUUGGAGGAUGAUGGCAUCAAUAUGGACUUUGAUGCCAACAACAUCUUCAGGGCAUUCUUUGGAGGCCCUGGAGGCUUCAGUUUUGAAGGAAGUUCAUCAUCUGGACCAGGAAAUUUCUUUUUCCAGUUUGGCUAAAGUGAAAGGUCCAAGUGUGCAUUGUAGAUGUGUCAAGGACAUUAUGGAUUCACCUCCCCAAUCUCAUUUUAAUAUGUUUGAUGUUUCUCAGUGGAAUGUCAAAUGGAUGCCUUCAUGUGAAAACAAGUAUCAACCUAAAUACAUCUGAAUAUGGAAAUACUGAUACACUUCCUUUAUAAUUAGAAAAAAAAACAUUUUAUUACAAUUUUAGCAUUUCAAACUGAAUUUUCCUAAUAUUGUUUUAUGUGCAACUUAAAUUUGCUUUCUUGUUUCCCUAAAAAACCACAUGUGGAAUGAUUAAUUCUUAAAAUAUGGAUCCAAAAAUAUGUUAAGUAGUGAUUUGUGGCUGAACUGUACAUCCCAGUCCAGCUCAGAGUCGUCAGCAGCUCAUUGGUGCUAAAGGAAACUCUUGACUGAACAACUCAGUAGCACAGACAAAGUAUGCAGAGGAAGAAAUGCAAAAACUUGAAUCUUGUGACCUUUUUAAUGCCUGCAGACUCAAGGAGAAUACCGAUGUAGAUGGUACGUACGCAUGUCCAACUUGUACAUAUUGAGCUAAACGAGAGUGAAAUCGGACUUAUGUAGAAUCAGCCUUGGACGUCUUUGUGAAUGCAAUUUCGUCGUCAGGUUGUGAUCAUGAAGAGUGCUCAUUGGGAAAUGGCAGGUAAACGAUAAAAAUCGAGAUGACUGCCAGGGUGUCGCAGGCAGUUGACGGUUAUGUCCAGUUCCUGCCUUUACCUCAACAGUGUUCCUCACUCUGCAGAUUGUCUAAUAUUUUCUUUGUCUCAUCUCUCUAUUGCACAUUUCAUUGGAAUGUAAAGUGCUUAUUUGUACUGAUGGUUCAUCUUUUUUAGUUUCAAUUUUUUAUAUAUAUACUAUAUAAAUAUGUAUUUAUUUUAAAUAUGCAGUGUACAUCAUGUCAACACAGCUACCCAGUGUGGACAAACCACUGACAGUCCCACUUUUUUCAUUUUUAUUUUGUUUUCAGGAAAAUUGCUGUCAAAUCUGUUUAGAACUUUGUCUUAUCCUGGUUGCACCGAGGAUUCCAAAGUACCAUAAAUGUGUCGAUGCAACGUACUCUUCAGUUGUGUGUGUGUGUGUGUGUGUGUGUGUGUGUGUGUGUGUGUGUUUGUGAGAGGGAGGAUAAAUGUAUGUGUGCUGUCAUUAUCAUGCACCAGUUCAACUUGCAUGACAACACAACUCAUCUCAUGUGGGUCAUUUAGGAGAUGCAGAUUUUGUCAUCUAGAACGGGAGAUGAUCGGGCUCAGAGACACUGCGGGAGGUUGCAUCUGCUUCAUCGUUGCCAUGUGCCUACCACUGUGUGACAAGCUAAUACUGUACAGUGUAAAGUGUUGUUACCACCUUUUUAUAAUUAAUAUGCCGGAAGCUCCAAAGUACCUUUUCCUUGUUAUUUUAGUAAUAGAAAAUAAAUACUCAACUUUUACUCCAUUUUUUAGUUUGUUGU